Messenger RNA from Rotaria sp. Silwood1, 966 nucleotides. Lineage: Eukaryota; Metazoa; Rotifera; Eurotatoria; Philodinida; Philodinidae. The record is from the annotation of a GenBank genome assembly.
AUGCCAUCGACAUUUUGGGAUCUCUGUUCCGAUAUUCUUUUAGAUAUCUUUCCUUAUUUCUCAAUCGAUCAACUUUUUUUUUCAUUUUAUCCUAAUGUUCUUCCUAGUCUCCAAACGCUUCUUUCUGAAAGUCGCAUGAAAUUUCAACUUUGUCUCACUAAUGAUGAUCAUUUUAAUGCUACACUGCUUUCUCUUAUUGAUCGAAAUCAAAUCAGUUCAUUAUAUAUGACAACAGCGAAAAUCGGAUCUAUGAAAUUUCUCGAACUGCAAUUGAUUACAUUGAUCAACAUUCAUAUUGAUCGUAUGCUUCUACAAGAACUAUCAAAAUUACCUCAAUUGACAAGCGUCAUUUUGAUUGGCUCUCAAAUGAGAAAAGAAUGCUUUAGAAACAUAUUUUGUUUACCUUUUCUUAAAUACUUUGAAGUAAAUUUACAUGGUGGUUAUUUAGAUAUUCCAACAGCAUCCUAUAAAAAUACAUGUCCAAUUGAAGAACUUGUUUUCCGUACAGCUUGUUCAUGGGAACAUUUACAAAGAUUACUUGUUCAUUUAUCUCGGCUGCGUAUUUUACGUGUCAUGGUAAAUGUUGAUAGAACUUCGGAUAUUAGUAGACAAUAUACUAAUAAAUCUCUUUCUUCUAUCGAAAUUUUUGAUCUUACUUGGCAUUCAAUUGAAAUGGAAAACGUUCUUCAUUUUGCAGAUUAUAUGCCAAAUUUAAAACAACUCCAUUUAUCUGGUAAAAUGAAUUUGAAUAAUUUGAAUAGUUUGCUAUGGCAAGACCUUUUAGAGGUUGUUCGUCCGAAUUUAAAACGAUUAAAUGUCAAUAUGUUAAUUUCGAUUAGAGAAGGAGCAGACAAAAUCAAAAAGAAUUUCGAUGCCAAUCUCUUUUUUCAACGAAUUCAAUUUCAUUUAAUACUGAGUAAAAAGGAGGAUGAAUUAUUAAAACUUAUCGGUGAUUUUCGACGCUAA